UGUUGAUUCUUAGAACUGGGGGUUCUUAGAAGUGGUGAUGCAAGGAUUUUCUAGGAAAGCCCUACCAGUAGUCAAAGAAGAGUUUGGAUUUUGAAUUGAAACUUUGGGAUAGGGGCAACAAUGACAUCUGCAACUGACAGCUGCAUCCAGUUCACACGGCACGCUAAUGAUGUCCUCUUGAAUCUUAAUCGUCUUCGAAGUAGAGACAUCCUGACAGAUGUGAUCAUCGUUGUAAAUCGGGAACACUUUCGAGCUCACAAGACGGUCCUGAUGGCUUGCAGUGGGUUAUUCUAUGCCAUCUUCACCGACCAGAUGAAGUGCAACAUGAACAUCAUCAACCUUGAUCCGGAAAUCAGUGCAGAGGGCUUUAGGGUCCUUUUGGAUUUCAUGUACACUUCUCGACUUAGCUUAAGAGACAGCAGCAUUAUGGCAGUCAUGAGCACUGCACUUUACCUACAGAUGGAGCAUGUCGUGGAUACCUGUCAGAGGUUCCUCAAGUCCAGUGAAGAUAUUGUGAGUUCUGUGAAACCAUCUAGAGGAGAAGAUUUUCUACAAGGCAGGUCAAUGUUGCCUCCUGAUGUUAUGGCCUACAGAAACUGUGAGAUAUCAGAAAAUACUGUACCUCUUCGUAAUACAGCUAUCUGUGAUGGAAGGUCCUAUAUACCCAAUUUAUACAAUGGCUCUCCAUCCUCAUACCCUCUGUAUGGUCACAUACCAGUCCAUGGGUUUCUGUUUCCCAGAGGAGAGGUAAGAGAUGUUCAGAUGGCUGACAUCCAAAGAUCAAAUAGAUAUCCUAAGGAAAGUGUGUUACCUGGUGAAAAUUCAAGGACUGUGCUAGGAGAUUACAGGAAAGCAGUCACAGACUUGUCUGUCAAUGUGUGCCACACCAACAUCUACUCUCCUAAGGAGGCUUCAUUGGAAGACCCCCGUAGUGACUCUCAAUACAAUGUGCUUGCAAUCUCCCGGUCUGCUGGUCCAUCCAUAAGAAGCAGCCCAUUCUAUAAUUGUGACAAAGGGAAAGAGGAGGAAAGAACAUCCUCAGAGGAUGAAAUAGCGCACUUUAAACCUACAAACUCUCCAGUAAACCGCAAAGGUCUUGUUAGCCCUCAAAGUCCACAGAAGUCAGACUGCCAACCUAACUCUCCAACAGAGUCCAGCAGCAGUAAAAAUGCUCGAAUUUCACAAGGAUCCAGCUCUCCUAUGUCAAAAUCUACAGACCCAAAAGCUUGUAACUGGAAAAAGUAAUUGCUGAAUUCUCUGAACCAGAGUGACAAGGAAGCGUGCGCCAACCAAAGUGAAAUGGUCAACCUGUCUCCACCAUUUUACACUUCUCAGACAUGUCAACAGCAAGUUAAAUCAGAAAAUAUGGACAUACAAACGUCAUCUAAACUUAAUGUGAGCCCUGAAGACACAGCCAUUCACCAGGCUAGCAAGCUGAACAGCCUGGUAAACAGGAGUAUGGAGGGGUCACCUUUGAGCAGUGAAGGACAUUCGCCUCUUUACAUCCAUACACCCAAGUUCAACAUGUUUUCUUCACAAUCCCCUCCAGAAUUGUGUCCACACACCCCGGGUUCAAACUUUGGAGAAGAGAUAGUUGAGACCCAGUCAGAGUUUUCAGACUCAAGCUGUGAAAAUGGCACUUUCUUUUGUAAUGAAUGUGACUCUCGUUUCUCUGAAGAGGGCUCUUUGAAAAGACACACUCUGCAGAUGCACAGCGAUAAGCCCUAUAAGUGUGACCGCUGUCAAGCUUCAUUCCGCUACAAAGGAAACCUUGCCAGCCAUAAGACCGUGCACACCGGUGAAAAACCAUAUCGGUGUAGUAUUUGUGGCGCACAAUUCAAUCGACCUGCAAACCUAAAGACCCAUACAAGAAUUCAUUCUGGAGAAAAGCCGUAUAAGUGUGAGACAUGUGGUGCCCGCUUUGUACAGGUUGCUCAUCUCCGUGCGCAUGUAUUAAUACAUACUGGAGAAAAACCGUACCCAUGCGAGAUCUGUGGAACCAGGUUCAGACACUUGCAGACAUUAAAGAGCCACCUGCGCAUUCACACUGGAGAGAAACCCUAUCAUUGCGAAAAAUGCAAUCUCCAUUUUCGUCACAAGAGCCAACUGCGACUUCAUCUGCGUCAAAAGCAUGGUGCAAUCACCAACACAAAAGUCCAGUACCGUGUGUCUCAAGCAGAGCUCCCCGCUGAUCUCCCAAAAUCAUGCUGAACUUUGCCCAGUGAUACUGGAGUGCCUCUAUUUGACCUUUUAAGCGCAUAUGGGCAAAACAAAACGGGUUUAGCUUUUUUUUUUUGUUCCUGGUCAUGUGAAAUGUGCGCCCUUAAUUGUAAAUAUAUAUACAUUUUUUUUUUCUAAAUCUGUGUGGCAUAGUGACCAUGCGCUCUUUAUUAUUUCAACGUUGUAAUUCUCAGCCUGAGAGAAUCAAAAUUUUGAGGAAAAGACUGAAUGAACAGUUUAAUUGGGCAUGCAAAGCCUGUUGCACCUUGCUGUGUGGACCCAGCCAACAAUGCACUGGCACUCCCACGUGGAGUGAAAUAUAGCUUUUGAAGCACCAGCUGUGUAAGAAUGCUAGUAUGUUUAGUUUGGGAGUGAGUUCCUAAUAAUAACAUUGAAGGUUAGCAUAUGUUAAGAAUCCAGUUUUAGACCCACCAUACUUUGGUAGGUAGUUCAUCAGCCUGGGAUGCACAUGUCCCUUGAGAUUUUCCGGUUUGUAUGUCUGCGGUAAGGCAUUAUGGCAGUUAUUAUUUUCCCUUGUUAAUAUUUGCCAAGAUGCCCCAUGGGAAGCACCUUUCUUCUAUUUUAAGAUUUUCUCUUUGGUGGCUAACAGUGUCUAGCUUAGUAGAAGGAUAUUAUCAACAGCCAUGUUUUAGUGACUGUAAAAAAAAGCCAGGUACAAAAUGGGGGAAUCCACAAUCUGUUGGGAAGUCAAAUAAUUUACCAAUCCUCUUACCAAUCUUUCCAAACUAGCAUGCCAUCUGGCAUUCUUUGGAUGCAGCAAAACACAAGCACUUGAAAAAAGCACCUUGCCACCUCUAGUUUCUAUAUUAGUACUUGUGACCUUAAUAAUAAUCUAUAUUUGGCACCUUAUAAAAUACAUUAGGAUAUAGUUACAUAUAUAUAUAUAUGUAUAAAUGCACCCUACGAAGGGGUUGUAUUCAAAGUGGUCAGUGUUUAGCCAUGUACAUAAGAGGGACUGAAUGAAUUAGUGUCAGUGCCAGGUGCUAGAUGUUUGACAUACUUAUGUGAGGGACACUUAAGUCUAUGUAAAUCUCUUGGCUGCUACAGGACCUAGCAAUGCACCAAGCUGUGGUCAAACGCAAGACUGUCAUGGUAGAAUCAACUGACUGUUGUUCUUCGAAUGGGAAAUGAUAAACUGCUCCAUUCUGGGUAGAGUUCAGCCCUAGCCCGCCUUAGUCCCCUUCUUUACAGAGCAAUAAGGCAUUCUUGAGUCAUUUGGCCAGUGGUAGCCUUGCUUUUAAGAUUAGGCUGAUAUGACCCUAAAAGGUACCUUUUUUGCUACAGCUGCAAUAUUAUACCAGCACUAGAAGGCACCUCAUUCAGAUAUUUUUCUAGUCGCUAGUCUUGCACCCUUGAAAAAUUUAAAAAGUAUUUAAUUUUAUGGUAUGCAAACUGUGCACUCUAAAGGCGAAAAAUAGAACAAAGAAUUUAUUGUGUUUGCUUUUUAAGAGAGGGCUUUAACUUUUGUUAUAGUUUUAACCAAAGGAAAAGGAAUUUAUGUCAGAGUUAUAAAAAAAAAAUAUAUAUAUAUAUAUAUAUAUAUAUAUAUAUAUAGAAAUAAAACUAUACCUAUAUUAUGAAGAGUAAAAAAAAAAAGUUUAAAAAAAAAAAGCGCUAUAAAGAAAUUCUGAAAUACGGCAUACAUUUAGAUUGUAUCUGCGGGCAGAAUCCAAUCUGAAAUUUGUUUUAUUGUGAUAGAG
Molecule: messenger RNA, 3941 nt
Organism: Bufo bufo (common toad)
Lineage: Eukaryota; Metazoa; Chordata; Amphibia; Anura; Bufonidae
Gene: BCL6
Product: BCL6 transcription repressor
Biological process (GO): regulation of transcription by RNA polymerase II
Cellular component (GO): nucleus
Molecular function (GO): protein binding; RNA polymerase II cis-regulatory region sequence-specific DNA binding; DNA-binding transcription factor activity, RNA polymerase II-specific
Source: RefSeq, a predicted model, not a curated record